Messenger RNA from Haliotis rufescens (red abalone), 5786 nucleotides. Its product is annotated as delta-like protein D. The transcript has 15 exons. Bases 1205 to 3616 code for a protein of 803 amino acids. Gene Ontology annotation, biological process: establishment or maintenance of epithelial cell apical/basal polarity; Notch signaling pathway; cell communication. The record is from RefSeq and is a predicted model, not a curated record. Gene Ontology annotation, molecular function: calcium ion binding. Lineage: Eukaryota; Metazoa; Mollusca; Gastropoda; Lepetellida; Haliotidae. Gene Ontology annotation, cellular component: plasma membrane; protein-containing complex.
GAUAGAAGUUAUAUACACUAACGACCAGCAGACUCCUCCUUACGCCAUCCUGGGAAUAUAAGGAUUUAUCUCAUGACGAGACGGAUGUAAUUACUUUUGCAAGAUACACAUUGCUAGAGAGAGUCGAUAUGUAUGUACUUGUCUCGAUUUCUUAUCCAAACAGUGAUUAGUUCUGUGAAUAAACCUUAAGGAAAGCAUAAUUUGAGUGGAUUGUGUAGUUUCAGCAUUAAGAUCUUAUUUCUUUGACGAUUGAAAUGUGAACGUCUGCAUUGUGGUCACGACUUGCAUGUACUUACAGCUUUGUCACUGAAGAGGAUUGUAUGAAUAGAUGGGUUUAUAACCCUUUGGAUUCUGGUGAGUGUGAACUGUGAAUUUCUUCUAUGGAUUAUUUGUGGAUUUUAUGUGUGUCCUAACUGUGUGGAACAAUAUCAUUUCUUCUGCUGACUAUUUUAACAAACUGCACCAUAAAUUGAGGUUUACCACUUGUCCAAAACUGCGGACUGUUUGCAGGCGAGGAAUCUUUCUUGAACGGAUUGUUAUCCAUUAUUGGUGAAGUAGCGAGUUCACCUCAAGACAUCAAUUCAAACUGAAUUAUAAAACUACCUGACAAACAAAUGAGAAUUGAAUUUUAUGUGAUGUAAUGUAAACAGUAUUGUUAAUUGGAGAAACAAAAGCUAACAACAGCGUACAAUAGAUUGAAGGAAGUACAGUGUCGUCGGUGUGCAGUUUGUCACGCUAGGUGAUUGCUCUACAGCGCACGCUUUCCCACGCUCUCUGGUCCCAUCUACUUGCCAGCGAGGUGACUGCUGGUGUUGAAAUCCCCGAAGACCAUCAUACCCGAUAGAUCUCACACAAGAGGUGAACAUCAACUGUCAUGCCAGUUUGGGGGUGUGUGGUUGGCUGCUGAGACACUACAAGAAUCAACUGAUGCUGCUAUGUAGGCCCACACUGCCACCAUGUAUCCCACAGUUUACUCCUGGUCAUCAAGUCCCUUGGGUCAGGACCCCUCCGACUAAUCUCGAAUAUAGUGGAUACACUGCCGGAAGCACCCCUCCGGGGCUGGGGACUGAUCGAUAACCUAAUCAAUUGUGCUCCUGUCAAUCAACCAUAGUGGGCGGAGCCAGUCAGCGACAACGAGGCUACUAGGUUCUGGAGCAAUAAUCAGAAACACAGAAGUAGCAAGCGCGGUCAGUAAACAAGAACGAUGCGGGCACGGAAAGCGGCAAGCUUUGCCGUACUCUGGACUUUACAAUUGUUGUCAUUAGUGUCCCAGGUACUGUCCAGCGGUAAAUUUCAGUUGGAACUUGGACUGUUCCGCAAUGACCACGGACUUAACAAUGUUGGAAAUUGUUGCAAUGGAUAUAGAUCGGAAGGGAUGUGCACCUCCAGCUGUAGAACGUUCUUUAGGAUUUGCCUUACACAUUAUCAAGCCAAUAUUGAAUUGGAUCAUAAGUGUACAUUCGCAUCAAAGGAAACUCCUGUUCUUGGGGAUAAUACCAUUGAUUUCAAACGGACGGAUAUAGCAGAGAAGCUCAAGAACCCUAUCAGUUUUCACAUCGGGUAUUCAUGGCCGGGUUCAUUUUCCCUUAUCGUGGAGGCUUGGCAUGAUGCAACCCUCACUGGUCCUGCUACCGAUAGCCCACGCGAACUGAUAGACAGGUUAGCUAUACAGAGAUCCACUCCUGUCGGCGAAACAUGGCGGCGGUUUAACCGGACCACAAAUUACACCCAGCUCGGCUACGGCUACCGUUGGAUCUGCGACGACUACUACUACGGCUCUGGUUGUUCAACGAUGUGCCGUCCCAGGGAUGACAAAUUUGGUCACUUCACGUGCAAUGACAAGGGCGAGAAAGUUUGUCUCAACGGCUGGAAGGGGGACUACUGCGAUGAAGCUAUCUGCCUGCCGGAUUGUCACAAGGAUAACGGGUUCUGCGACCAGCCCAAUGAAUGCGAAUGCCGCAUGGGCUACCAGGGUACGUUUUGUGACCAGUGCAUCCCCUACCCGGGGUGCCAACACGGCUCCUGCAAGAAACCAUGGGAAUGCAACUGUGAGGAGGGCUGGGGCGGCCUCUUCUGCAACCAAGAUCUCAACUACUGCACACAUCACAAGCCGUGCAAGAAUGGCGGCACAUGUACCAAUACCGGACAGGGCAGCUACACCUGUGCUUGUCCCACAGGGUACACAGGCACCAACUGUGAGAUAGAAAUUGACGACUGCGAGCGCCAGCCAUGUAAGAACGGAGGCACAUGCAGGGACUUUGGCACUGGGUUCCUGUGCGAUUGUACUCAAGGCUUCUAUGGCAGACAGUGCGAGAACACAGCUAACUCCUGUGAGACCAAGCCAUGCAGUAAUGGUGGAACUUGUGUUGAAGACAAGGACUCCUACAAGUGCAUCUGCCCCCUCGGAUAUGAAGGCUUCAACUGCGAUAAUGAGAAAAAUGAGUGUGCAGGCAACCCAUGCAAAAAUGAAGGUCGGUGUAUUGACCAGCUAAAUGGAUUCCGCUGUGUUUGCAAUACUGGAUACAGUGGUCGGACGUGUGAAGAGAACGAGGACAACUGCGUCCAGAACCCUUGUCUCAACAACGGAACCUGUGUGGAUGGUUUCAAUGACUUCACUUGUCGCUGUGUGCCAGGCUUUGUUGGACCCUUAUGUCAGAGCAAUGUUGAUGACUGCAUCGUGCGCCCAUGUGCUAAUGGUGGUUCCUGCCAUGAUAGGAUCAAUGAUUUUUCAUGUACCUGUGCUAUUGGAUUUACUGGAAAAACAUGUGAGAUAAAUAUUGAUGAAUGUGAGUCGAGACCUUGCCAGAAUGGAGCAAGUUGUGAGGACCAUGUUGGCGACUACAUCUGUAAAUGUACGGAGGGAUUUUGGGGCAACAACUGCCAAUAUGUAGAAGGCGAGACCACACCAAGAGUCGAACAGACUACUCAGACAACUGCUCCUGCUGAAACUACACAGAUGGUUGUUGUGAAGGAGACUACAGAAGGCAACCAUACUGCAGUCGAGUCGGCUCAUCACACUGGUCAUCAGGAGGAUGGACUGACCACCACACAGCUCCUCAUCAUCAUCUGUGUCGGAUCUGGAGUCCCUCUCGUGCUCAUCAUUGUUCUGGUGACAGUGUGCUUGUGUCGCAAGCGUCAUCACAUGAUGCAUGAAAAUAUGGAGAUAGAACGGCAACAAAAUAUUGUCAACAACAUCAACAACUCAAGUGUCAAGUGUGUGGACUCUCACAUUUUUACAACAAUCCCUCAGAGCACUUCAAAUAGUUCAAGUAUUAAAAAUAGCAAUGAGGAACAAGACUUAAAUAGAAAAAAUUCAAAACAUCUUUUAGAAAAAUCCAAUAGCAGACAAUUUACGAAAGACUUAAAUACACAUGAUCAGUCACCAACAUACUUACCAAAAGACUUAGAUUAUGAUUAUGAAAAACCUACCAGGAGGUUGGACCUGGGAGCAUCUUCUCCGGUGGAUUCUAGUUCCAUUAGUGACUACAGUCCGCGGGACUUAGAAGAAAAUAUUGCAAAACCUUCCUAUUCAGAGACAAACAGAAACUCUAUUUUAGUGUUAGAGCCCCCCAAUCGCCAUUCACAUUGUGAGGAAGUGUUGGCCACGGAGGUCUAACAGUGUGAGACAGUGACUCCAGCAUACAUCAGUGCAUUGCUGUAAAAUACACACCGCAUGAUUUGUCAGUGUUAUUUAAGUGCCUUUGUUUUGUAUAGAGAUGCAAUAUGAACGUUGUACAGUUGAAGAAGCUGCCUGGAUGCUGUUGUUUAUACGAGAUUAUUUAUAAUGUGUUGUUUAACAGACGGCUUCGGAGCCUUGUACAAUAUUAUGCAAAGCUUUGUGGAACAAUGACGUGGACAAAGCCAAUGUGCUUGCAUUCUGCGAUUGAAUAUGAGGGCAUAUUUAUGAGAAAUUAUCUCAUUGGACUGGGAGUUUCAAUAUACAUCGGAAUAUAAUUCCAUAAAACCAGUGCAGUGAGGACAAUACCGAGACCAAUACCGACAGGUGGACAUCGACACCUUGUGGGCCACUGCCAUUUCCACUUCCCAUGGACAACGUUCCUUCCCACAAUGCAUUGCUUCAUGCCAACUGAUGAUUGGUUAAGACUUGUUGGGUGUGAGUCUGAUUGGUUGACACUGAUCAUGUGACUAUUCAUGAGGACAUUACUGCUUCACCAUCUUGGGAGGACUCAUCAUUUCCAUGGACUUGUACUGGACACUACCAAACAGUGGAUUUGUUCCGUGUGUCCUUCACAGCAGUUUCUUGUGUGCUAUUUCCAGUACUUGGUACAUUUUUGUGCAAUCUGUUCAAACCAAUAUAAAAAGUAUUUGCCUGUAACAUGGCCCAAUAAGGCAGAGUUGUCCCAGCUCACGGACCUAUCUAUCUGGCUCUAUGUGGUUUUCUAGUCUUGUUAAAUUGCGUUACACACAGAGAACUGUACAGAUUGUUGCAUCAUGAUGAUGACGAUGAUGAUAAUUAUAAUAGUUGCCAGGGUCGCUGUCCAAGUGUCGUUGGUACAAUUUACGAUUCUGUGACGCGAUGACAAAAUAAGCGUUCAGAAAUGUUUUCUGAUCUUUUUUUUUGAAUACCAUUAGUUGAUUGCUUGUCAUAAUACCCACACUAUAAAUACCACUGUAGAUUGUUAAGUAUGGCACUUUGACAGCAACCCGCUUGUGUAAAAACUACUGUAUAGAAUUCUCAUGGAAACUGAUGUGUUGAUUGUAAUAAUUGACCAAGUUGAUUAAGUUAUUGACAAAUUACCGGUGAGGUCUGCUCACCCACGGUAGUCAGUUGUUGCUGUUCUCCAAUCAGUUAUGACUGUGAAAUUAACUAUAGUUUGUCUCAAAGUUUGGAUUAGUAUAACAGUUGUGGAAAAUGCAUGUGAACUGCUUUUGCUUUAAGAAGACAACUUCAAUAUGUUCAGUGAGUUUCUCACUGAGUGUACUGAAAGCUUAAAAUAAUUCAUGUAAUAAGAUAUUUAUAUAUAAGAUAAUAUGAAAUGAUUAGAAUCUAUUUUUGAAAUAUCUGAAAUGUUGUGAUGCUUACAAAUUUUGAUACAAGCUAUAGAAAAUAGAAACUAUUUAAUUUUAUUGGAUGGAAAUCAAAGCAUACCCCACACAGUUUUACAGUAGGCUGAACAAAUACACUGUAACAAAGAUAGGGGAGGUAGGGGUGUACAGGUGCCCCCAACCUUUAAUACCAAGAUGCAGUUAUUUAUUCUUCCCAUCAUUCCAUUGACUCAUCUGGUGGCAAAUCCCUGGUAUGCUCAUGGCAUGUUUCGAUUUUCGAUGUCAAAACUUCCCAGUUGUAAAAUCUGUUAACCAAGGAAGAAAAAAGUAUGUUAUUUUGGUGUGUGUUUGUUAUUAAUGGUUUUGUUAUGACUUUCUGAAAAAAACAACAUCCAACUUGUUAUGCCUUCAAAAAGAAUUACAAUGGAAGUUUUGAUCUCCCCAUGAGCAUCACCACUGUGAGCUUUAACAAUGUCAGUUUUCAUGCAAAAAAAGGGCGUCUUGUGACAUGUCUCUAGUAUGCCAUGUGACCACGAGUCAUGUGACCAUCUUUCACUCACUCAUCUAUCACUGUUCGUUUUCGCCAUGCAUCAUCUACACAUUGUGUCUGCACAGCUUUCCUGUAUGCCUGUGAUGUCUGUAUGUACAUAAUAUGUAUAUUUAUAGCAAAAAUGAAAUUGUAUAUAUGACUGUUAUUACUUCUAUACUAUUAAUACUAUUGGUAUUUCUCGAUAUCAUUAAAUAAAGAGGUCACAAUCACUUAUUUUUUCAAAUUUGAA